UGUGAAAAUGAAACUAAAAAGUAACUAAUGAGUGAGCUUGUAUUUUGCAGUAUGUAAACUGGGUUUAUGCAUAGGAGUGCAAUGUGCUCAGCUUGCCUAGAAUUCUAGUCAUUUUGAUUGUGGACAUCGGUAUAUCAUGCUUAUUGUUAAUAGAUUAUGAUAAAAAAUACCAAAACUUUCCUGUCAGGAGUUAUUCAAUGGAUUGACUGCUGUCUGUAGGUGUCAUAUACCUUUGAGGCUGAAACUGGAGCCCACAAGUGAGGAAAAAGACUGCAGGGAGAAAGAAAACAUGCAGAAUCUGUGUGCUACAAAUGGGAGAACAGAGCAGUGCUGUGGGGAGCACAGACGGAGACUGGAGUUGUUCUGCCAGGAAGAUGAGGCCUUUGUUUGUGUCCUGUGUGUUCCUAAACAUUCCUGCCACAGAUUUGUGUUACUGAAUGAGGCAGUCAGUGUGUAUAAGGACAAAAUCCAAGUAUCCUUAUCAGUUCUUGAAUCCAAACCUAAUGAUCUCAGAAACUUAGCAAACAAGAAAGAAAAGGAACUUGGAGACAUACAGGAAGAUGCUUACAGUUUGGAACUGUACAUCACUCAGGAGUUUGCAAAACUGCAACAAUUUCUUCAUGAUAAGGAACAAAAACUAAUCCAGCAGCUUAAGGAUGAAAAUGCAGAAAUCCUGAAACAGAUGGAGAAAAGCAUUGAAAGCGUAAGACAUGAUGUUGUGGCCACCCAUGUGACAGUGUCUGAUGCAAGCUUGGAGCUCAGGAAAAAAGUCGUAGGAACUCUGAAAGAAAAGGAAGAAAGUGCUGAAUGCCUUAAAAAUUCUGUUGUGGCCAUUCAGGAAGUGAUGUCCAAGGAUAUGUCAGAACCUGUCAGUCAGAAAACUACUUGUUUUCUAACAGCACCAGAAAUAUUUGAGGAUGUUGCUGUCACUUUCUCAGAAGAGGAGUGGAAGAUGUUAACUAAACAAGACAAGGACCUACACAGGGAAGUGAUGAUGCAGAACUAUGAAAGCUUGGUAUCAGUAGGGUACAAAAUCCUCCCAGAAAAAUUAUUACUGCUACUUAAACAAGAUUCUGAUGAACAGCCAAAGUGUGAUGUGGAGGGAAAACAUAUCACAAAACAGCAGGGUAAUCAAGAAGGUGGCUUCAACAGUACUGAAAGCAUGGAGUUGAGUGGAAGUUCCAGUCUGCAGCCUUCACUUGGGGGGCCCCAGUUACAUCACUCAGCAGAGAACCUGCAGCAGUGUGCUGAGUCGGGACAGGACAGUGGCAAGCAUCAUGUGAUGCCAGCACAACAGCUUCAUGCAGGACGUAACUGCAUCCAGAGAUGUGAAUGUAGCACAAAUCAUAGUGUCCACAUAGGGAAGACACUAUAUACUGGUGCUGAAUGCACCAAGUGGCUUUCACAUAGCAGUAAUCUGAUACACGGUCAGACCAUUUACAAAGGGAAUCCCUCUCCCGGGGUCCAGUCUUGUGAUGGUAUGAUGGUCCCUAAACAUUUGAAGAAAUUAAAGAGGGGUAAACAUUAUAAGUGUGCCGAAUGCAGUAAAUGUUUUUCUGAGAGUGCUCAGCUGAUACACCAUCAAACUAUUCACACAGGUGGAAAAACAUACGUUUGUAAGGAAUGUGGUAAGUGUUUCACAAAAAAUGUUUAUCUUAAACAGCAUCAGAACACACAUCAAGGGGAAAGACCAUAUAAAUGUGCUGAAUGCACUAAAUAUUUUACAUGUCUUAGUAAACUUAAACGGCAUUGUAUCAUUCAUACAGGAGAGAAACCAUACCCUUGUAAUGAAUGUGGUAAGUGUUUCACACAAAAUGCGUAUCGAAAACAACAUCAGAGCACACAUCAAGGGGAAACACCAUAUAAAUGUGCUGAGUGCAGUAAAUAUUUUACAAGUCUUGGUAAUCUUCGACGGCAUUGUGUCAUUCACACAGGAGAGAAACCAUACAUUUGUAUGGAAUGUGGGAAGUGUUACAGACGAAAGGGGGAUCUAAAAUGCCAUCAGAAAUUGCACAGAGGGGAGAAACCAUAUAAAUGUGCAGAAUGCAGUAAAUGUUUUACACAUCAUAGGAGCCUUCAGAAACAUCAUGCCACUCACACAAGUGGCAAACCAUAUGUUUGUAUGGAAUGUGGUAACUGUUUUGCACACAAUGAAUAUCUAAAAAAACAUCAGAAAACACACAAUGCAUAUUUAAAAAAACAUCAGAAAACAUACCAAAGGGAAACACCAUAUAAAUGUGCUGAGUGCGGUAAAUAUUUUACAUGGCCCUGUAACCUUCAGCGGCAUCGUGUCAUUCAUACAGGUGAGAAACCGUACACUUGUGUGGAAUGUGGGAAGUGUUUCACACAAAAGGAGGUUCUAAAACGGCAUCAGAACUCGCACAGAGGGGAGAAACCAUAUAAAUGUAUAGAAUGCAGUAAAUGUUUUACACGUCUUAGUAGCCUUCAGCGGCAUCAUAUCAUUCAUUCAGACAAACCAUACAAUUGUACUGAAUGUAAUAAGUGUUUUCAAAGACAGGAACAACUAACUGCUCAUCAGUACUCUCACUUGGGGAAGAUGUCAUAUAAAUGUGUUGAAUGCAGUAAAAGUUUUGCAUGUAAGAGGUCAUUAAAACACCAUCAGAACUCUCAUACUAAGGACUUGCAACAUCUUGGUUAACAAUAGGAAAAAAUGUGCUCCUCCUUAAAAGUGAUGCUGCUAGCCAACCUAAGAACUAUUGACCAAUAACGUGCCUUCCAAAAACAUGCAAGUUGUGUUUCAGAAAUGAGGCAGAGCUUACAGUUUUUUUGAUAAAAAUUGCCUCCUGCCACUCGGACACUAAAGUAAAACAAGAAAAUGGUCUGCAAAACAUGCAAGUUGUGUAUCAGAAAUGAGGCAGCGCUUAGUUUUUUUGAUAAAAAUUGCCUCCUGCCACUCAGACACUAAAGUAAAACAAGAAAAUGGUCUACAAG
Molecule: messenger RNA, 2952 nt
Organism: Protopterus annectens (West African lungfish)
Lineage: Eukaryota; Metazoa; Chordata; Ceratodontiformes; Protopteridae
Product: zinc finger protein 883-like
Exons: 6
Coding region: 290-2659 (789 amino acids)
Biological process (GO): regulation of cytokine production; regulation of immune system process; negative regulation of transcription by RNA polymerase II
Molecular function (GO): DNA-binding transcription repressor activity, RNA polymerase II-specific; zinc ion binding
Source: RefSeq, a predicted model, not a curated record